AUGGUCGACACCGGCGCAAUUUACACGAUGCUGCCAGAAGACCUGCUCGAACAACUGGGAGUUGAGCGGCUCGAGUCUGACAUCUUUGAGUUGGCCGACAACAGUCUUGUGGAAUAUGCUAUUGGCAGCGCGACAGUACGCAUUCAAGGCAGGGCGUUGCCGGUACCCGUGGUCUUUGGACAUGCAGGCAACACACCCUUGCUUGGGGCAACUACUCUGGAGAUAUUCCGUCUGGUCGCAGACCCAGUUAAUGAACAAUUGAUUCCAGCGCCUCGAAUCCGGGCCCGCUUCUUCUAG
This is a messenger RNA of Geodia barretti, 297 nucleotides long. Lineage: Eukaryota; Metazoa; Porifera; Demospongiae; Tetractinellida; Geodiidae. The record is from the annotation of a GenBank genome assembly.